Molecule: messenger RNA, 2215 nt
Organism: Acromyrmex echinatior (Panamanian leafcutter ant)
Lineage: Eukaryota; Metazoa; Arthropoda; Insecta; Hymenoptera; Formicidae
Product: prostaglandin reductase 1
Biological process (GO): prostaglandin metabolic process
Cellular component (GO): cytoplasm
Molecular function (GO): 2-alkenal reductase [NAD(P)H] activity; 15-oxoprostaglandin 13-reductase [NAD(P)+] activity
Source: RefSeq, a predicted model, not a curated record
UGUAAACCGAAAUCAGGCGAAACAAUCGUCAUUAGUGGAGCUGCAGGUGCGGUCGGUUCACACGUGGACCAGAUCGCCAAAAUUCUGGGCUUAAAUGUUAUCGAUAUAUGCGGUUCCGAUGAGAAGUGCAAUUGGCUUACUGAGGAAAUGGAUUUCGAUUUUGCCAUCAAUUAUAAGAUCGGGCCAGUCGGAACUAAAUGCGGGGCAAAAUUGCUCCGCAAGGCGUGGAUUGCUAUUUUGAUAACGUUUUUUCACAAGCUUCAUCGGUCUGUUGGACCUUUAGAGGUAUCUUCACUAAGCGGCACGAUCGCCAACAGUUGUUCAGUUGACAAUGAUACGCAGUUGUGUGAGCGUCGAAAACUCUGAGCGUCGCAUUUGAUAAUGAUUGAACAUGAAUAAUGCUCCUGCACAUGCACCUGCUCAUUCAGCUCACCUGAUUCAGAAGUUUUUCUAAACACAGCAUUAUCCAACUUCAUCAACCUUCGUACAGUCCAGAUAUAGUCCCGUGUGACUUUCAGUUAUUUCCUAAGUUAGAACAUCCAUUGAAGGGCAAAAGAUUUGACGAUGUUGAAAAAAUAAAGUAAAAUGCGACGAGGUGUCUGUUGGCUAUUACAAUAAACGACUUCCAGGAUUGCUUUCGCAAGUGAGUGUACCGUUGACAGAAGGUCAUUGCUUCGAAAAGAAAUUACUUUAAAGGCGAGGUUGUAGAUAUCACUCCGGAACAGCUCAUGAUACAACAAAGGUCGAAUACUUUUGAGACAGACCUCGUAUUUUUUAAGAGUUAGUGUCAAUCUAUCUUACGUAUCUGCGCAUUUCAAACAAUUUGUGUGCAAAUAUAAAGAUGAUCAUGUUCAAAUCAAUAUUGCGUGAGAUAUCAUGGAACCGCAGUUGCUUUAUCGUGACUGCUCGUUCCCUUCGCAAUAAUGGCGGUGAAAUCGUAUUGACGAUUCCGAGGAAUGUUUGCAUUCGAAAUUUUUCAUCGCAAUCACAUAAAAUAGUAAAGGCGAGGAAAUAUGUGGUAGUAAAUCAUUUUGUUAAUGAAGCAAAGCCAACGGAUCUAAAACUGGUGGAAGAAGAGCUGCCGCCGUUGCAGAAUGGAGAAUACCUUGCGGAAGCUGAAUACUUUUCUGUGGACCCAUACAUGAGACCGUACGUGAGAAGAUACCCGCUCGGGAUCACGAUGCUCGGCACCCAAAUCGCCAAGAUCGUAGAAUCUAAAAAUCCAGCUUUCCCAGUUGGCAAGAAGAUCGUCGGAAAUAUGGGGUGGAGAACUCAUACGAUUGUCAAUCCAAAAUUCAAAGAUCGGGUGUUCCAAGAACACCCGUAUCUUUUGCCAGACAUAAGUGAUUUGCCGUCGUCCCUUUGUCUUGGCAUUCUAGUUUUGCCCAGUAACACAGCAUAUUUCGGUUUGCUGGAGAUAUGCAAACCGAAGUCUGGCGAAACAAUCGUCGUCAGCGGAGCCGCUGGUGCGAUUGGCUCGCACGUAGGUCAAAUUGCCAAGAAUGUAGGCCUAAAUGUCGUCGGUAUAUGUGGCUCCGACGAGAAGUGCAAGUGGCUUAUUAAGGAAAUGGGUUUCGAUUCCGCCAUCAAUUACAAAACCAUGCCAGUAGCGUCCAGUCUAUGCAAAGCUGCUCCACAAGGCGUGGAUUGCUAUUUCGAUAAUGUUGGCGGAAAUAUCUCCAGCGCAGUCAUAUACCAGAUGAAGCCAUUUGGCCGAGUAGCCGUAUGUGGUAGCAUCUCGAGCUACAACACGGACCGCUCAUCUUUGCCAAAGUGUACGAUCCUGCAACCCAUUUUAUCGAAACAUGAAUUGAGAAUGGAGGGUUUCCUCGUUACACGCUGGAUGGAUCGAUGGAAUGAAGGCAUUAUGCAGAAUCUGCAAUGGCUACGCGAGGGCAAACUUCAUUACCGUGAGACCGUGACCAAAGGUUUCGAGAACAUGUUUGAGGCGUUUAUUGGCAUGCUGCGCGGCGAGAACAUCGGCAAAGCGAUCGUCCAGGCGUAAACAUCAUACAUCUAUCGGCGCGAACCGAAUCCACUUCUCAUAAUAUUAAUGCCUUCAAUUCUAUAACUGCAUGUUAUGUAUAAUAUUUUUUUAUAUUUUUGAGAUAUUGAGAAAGAGAUAUUGAGAUAUUGAAUUUUGUAUUCAAUUUCCAAACGUUCUUUACGUUUUUUUAUAUUAUAAUCAAGCGUUUUAUAUAGACAUUUAAAAGAU